AUGAACGACAGCAUGAUGAAGGGUCCUUCGGAGGCGAUCGACUCUCCCAACAGCAUCGAGCUGGCAAACCAGACUGCCGUGGGUGAAAAGCAUGGCACGCAAAGUGAUGAGAGCGAUAUGGACCGCAUGGGCAAGCUGCAGGAGUUGAGGCGGCAAUUCAAGUUCUUGACCAUCUUCGGCUUUGCUGUACUCCUUGGCAGUACAUGGGAAUACGCAUUGAUUGGUAUCGGAAUCUCACUCUACAAUGGAGGAGCUGCCGGUGGUAUCUGGUUACUUGUCGUUGUCUGCUUCGGCAUGUUCUUCGUCACGCUUUCAUUGGCAGAGAUGGUGUCCAUCUACAUCACCGGAUGGCUGUGUGUCAUCGCAUGGCAAACAGGUAUGGCUGGUACGGCCUUUGCGGUCGCCGAUCAGUUCACAGCUCUGAUCGUGCUGAACAAGCCGUCCUAUGUUAUCCAAGGCUGGCAUAGUACCCUUCUGUCCAUCGCCAUCACCACGUUCUCGAUCCUGUGCAACACUGUUCUCGUCAGGAAACUUCCCCUGUUGGAAGGCUUCGGACUCGUCCUCCAUGUGUUCGGAUUCUUCGCCUUCGUCGUCGUACUCUGGGUUAUGGGCGAGCGCUCGGAUGUCACAACCACAUGGACCCAUUUCGAAGACCCCAGUGGCUGGGGUAAUACAGGUCUCGCGACUCUCGUCGGUAUUCUUGGUCCCAUCCUUACUCUUGGAGACCCUGACUUGGCCGUCCAUCUCGCUGAGGAGGUCAAGGAUGCUGCGUGGGUCAGUCCUCGAGCCAUGGUCUCCACGGCUGUUGUGAACUACUCAUUGGCUUUCAUCAUGACCGUCACUGUCUUCUCCACUCUCGGCAACGACCUCGACACGCUUCUCGCCACCCCGCUUGGCCAGCCAUGGAUCCAGAUCUUGUUGAAUGCGACGGGAUCUAUUGUGGCCACCAACAUCCUGGUGGUACUCAUCUGCUCAUUGCUCAUGUUCAGCUCGGUCAACCAGGUGACAGCUUCAUCCCGUCAACUCUGGUCCUUCGCCCGUGAUCAAGGUCUCCCAUUCUCCAACUGGUUCGCUUACGUACCACCAGGCUGGGACAUCCCCGUCAAUUCCGUCAUCGCAACCCUCGUAGGAACCGCGCUCCUGAGUUUGAUCAACAUCGGCUCGGCCAUCGCCUUCAACAUCGUCAUCGCUCUCGGAGGUCUUGGUAUCUUCACUGCCAACAUCAUCGUCAUCGGCUGCAUGAUCAGGAAGCGAGUCCUCGGAGAACCACUCCUUCCGUCCAAAUUCGACCUUGGCAAGGCGGGCCUUUACAUCAACAUCAUUGCUAUUACAUACCUCUCUCUGGCUAUCGUGUUGAUUUGCUUCCCCGAGGUCCCAAACCCGUCUUUGGCAGAUAUGAACUGGUCCAUAGUCAUGUUCGCGGUACUUGUCGUCUUUGCCAUGGGUUACUACUACGUAAUCGGGAAGGACAAGUACGAUGGACCUGUCGAGUACGUCAAGCGUCAAUGA
Molecule: messenger RNA, 1509 nt
Organism: Alternaria novae-zelandiae
Lineage: Eukaryota; Fungi; Ascomycota; Dothideomycetes; Pleosporales; Pleosporaceae
Exons: 6
Coding region: 1-1509 (502 amino acids)
Biological process (GO): transmembrane transport
Cellular component (GO): membrane
Molecular function (GO): transmembrane transporter activity
Source: RefSeq, a predicted model, not a curated record